AUGGCCCAUGACUAUGCUGCCGUGCUGCAGCCGCUCACCCGCCACAUCAACACCCGCGACCUCUUGCUGCUCUCCCGCGGCUUCUCCGAGACCUACAGGGACCUGGCCCAGCAGUCGAGCCAGCACUUCCUCGCCACACCAGUCACCGCCCUGCCCACUGGCCGAGAGACUGGCACCUUUCUGGCCAUCGAUGUCGGCGGCACUAACCUCCGCGUGGCCUUCGUGAAAUUGCUGGGCGAGGCGGGCGAGCAGAACGGUGACUCGAACUCGACAUCACGCCAUCAUGUCCCGGACAGGCCAACCAAAAUCCACCGCUGCCACGAGCGCGCAUGGCCCAUAGAAGAGCACUUGAAAAUGGACCAGGCUGAUGAUUUGUUUAUGUGGAUCGGUGACUGCAUAGCCGCUGUUGUCCGGGACGCUCUCGGCGAUGCAAGCCUGCACAUCGACCAUCUCGACGAGAUCCCCAUGGGCAUCACUUUCUCUUUUCCUAUGAAGCAAGAUGCAAUCUCUCAAGCUACUCUCAUGCCCAUGGGCAAAGGAUUUGGCAUCACGUCGGACCUCGACUUAGGCAAGAUGCUCCUCGCUGGAUAUGCGCGCCAUUGCGCCAAAGCCCCAACGUCCAACGGCUACGCCCACCUGCAGAAACCAGCUCCACCCAGUCUACCUAAACUCCGCAUAGCCGCCAUCACCAACGACACGGUCGCCACUUACGCAUCUCUUGCCUACUCCAUCAAAGUCUCCAGCAACAGCCGCGUCGUCAUGGGCCUCGUUGUCGGCACUGGCACCAACGCAACCGUCCCCAUGACCGUCGACAGCCUCGGCUCCUUCAAGACGCACUUUCUCCGCCUCCCAGCAGGAACUUCUCCGCAAAAUGCAAAGGUGGUCGUAAACACGGAGUGGUCCGUCUGCGGCACCGACCGGCCCCUGAAAGAGCUCCAAGUUCCAACCAUUUGGGAUGCUGAGCUCGACCGCGCGUGCGACGCCCCUGGCUUCCAGCCCAUCGAGUACAUGACGGCCGGCCGCUACCUAGGCGAGCUCGUCAGGCUCGUCCUGGUGCAGCUCCUACCCGAGCAGUGCGGUGGCUCCAAAGAAGACCUGCCACCCGCCCUGCUACGGAGGAAUUCCUUGUCCACGAAGUUCCUCGCGACGGUGGUUGCGCUUGCCGAUGACGAAGAGCUGGGAAGAAGCUUGCAAGAGCUGUAUCCCACUCGCUCGGCGGGCUUCACAUGGACGAAAAACCGGAUGGAGCUCCUGCGUGCGGUGGCUGCGGCAGUGCAAGUCCGCUCAGCUGCCCUCGUGGCAGCCAUGAUCGUUGGCCUGUUGGCUCGGGCCGGCGAAAUCCACCAAGACAACUUAGAGACGGACCAAAAUGAAAACGCUAUCCCUGAGAAACCGGAGGCGGAGAAAGAGAGAGAGCAGCUGUUGGUAGUCGCCCAUACUGGCGGCGUGAUCCUACAGUACCCAGGCUACUUGGAAGAUUGUGAGAAGUGGAUAGACACCCUGCUAUCCGCAGGUUCGCAGAAGAAUACGUCAAAGAAGGUCGUUCUUGGCGAGGCGAAGGAUGGCGGGGUAAUCGGCGCCGCCGUUUUGGCAGGCAUGUUUGCAGAGACGAGGUGA
Molecule: messenger RNA, 1617 nt
Organism: Diplodia corticola
Lineage: Eukaryota; Fungi; Ascomycota; Dothideomycetes; Botryosphaeriales; Botryosphaeriaceae
Product: hexokinase family protein
Exons: 2
Coding region: 1-1617 (538 amino acids)
Biological process (GO): intracellular glucose homeostasis; glucose 6-phosphate metabolic process; glycolytic process
Cellular component (GO): mitochondrion; cytosol
Molecular function (GO): fructokinase activity; ATP binding; mannokinase activity
Source: RefSeq, a predicted model, not a curated record